This is a messenger RNA of Pseudoliparis swirei, 2849 nucleotides long. RefSeq names its product zinc finger protein 501-like. Lineage: Eukaryota; Metazoa; Chordata; Actinopteri; Perciformes; Liparidae. Gene Ontology annotation, biological process: regulation of cytokine production; negative regulation of transcription by RNA polymerase II; regulation of immune system process. The record is from RefSeq and is a predicted model, not a curated record. Bases 278 to 1780 code for a protein of 500 amino acids. The transcript has 2 exons.
UCGGCAGCAGCAGCGUCUCUUCGUCACUGCGGUGGUAAAGUGUCAGUUAGCUCCUUCAGUCCUGACCCAGCAGAGUCUCUGUAUGUCUGGAUAAACCUCUGAAUGGACUUCUAGAGGUUCUCCUUUGGUUCUGGAUGUUGUUCCUCGGACUCAUCUCCCGCUACAAAGACAUUGAAGUUAGCUUAGCAUGCUAACAGCGCUAGUCCCAGUUUAAAGGAGAGGAACGGGCUUUGUGACGGACUUUGUGUGGAGAAAACGUUUCUGUCGUUGGGGGGAAAUGUCUAAAGUCCAAAUGCUGAGAUGUUUCGUCAACCAGCGACUCACUGCGGCUGCGCAGGAGAUAUGUGGGCUGUUUGAAAGAACGAUAGCAGAGUACGAGGAGGAACUUUGUAGUUCUCAAGAGGAUAACGAGCGACAACGGAAACUGCUGGACGCCUUUCUAAAACCGGAAGUCCAGAAACAACGAGCAGACGUCCAGCAGCUGCUGGAGGUUAAACAAGAGGUUCCCUUUGAGCAGCAGGAGUUGAGCUCCAGUCUGGACCAGGAGGACCCAGAGCCCCCCCACAUUAAAGAGGACCAGGAAGACCCAGAGGACCCAGAGCCCCCCCACAUUAAAGAGGAACAAGAGGAACUCUGGACCAAUCAGGAGGGAGAGCAGCUUCAAGGUCUGGAGGAGGCUGGUAUCAGGUUCUCAUUCACUUCAUUCACUGUAAAGAGUGAAGAUGAAGAUGAUGAUGAAGAGGAAGCUCAGUCCUCUCGGCUUCAUCAAAGACUAACUGAACACAUGGAAACAGAAGCUGAUGGAGAGGACUACAGAGGACCAGAACCAGACCGGGAGUCAGAUCCAGAUCCGCAUUUCCGCCCUCAUACUGUCGACAAGACCGGAGACUCUUCAGAACCUGAGACUGAACUCAGUGACGACUGGAAGGAGGCCAGAGGACCUCCCUCGGGUUCAAGCUCUCUGAAUAAUGAGGUAGCUCCCGACAGUCAAGUGAGACGUAGUUCUGGUGAGAAACUAUUCAGAUGCUCUGAGUGUGGGAAAUUGUUUGGCUUCAGGGGAAAUCUGAAGAUACACAUGAGAAGUCACACGGGAGAGAAACCGUACAGCUGCUCCGUCUGUAAGAAGUCGUUCACUCACAGUAGAAGUGUUCAGAAACACAUGAGGAUCCACACGGGAGAGAGACCCUUCAGCUGCCUGGUGUGUGAGAAAGGUUUCAUUGAAAGUGGAGAUCUGAAGAGGCACAUGAGGAUCCACACGGGGGAGAAACCCUUCAGCUGCUCACUCUGCGAUAAAUCAUUCACACAGAAUGGAAGUUUACAGAAACACAUGACGACUCACACAGGAGAGAAACCCUUCAGCUGCGUCGUGUGUGGGAAAGACUUCACUGAAAGUGGCCAUCUGAAGAGACACAUGAUAACUCACGGGGGAGAGAAACCGUACAGCUGCUUCGUUUGUAAGAAGUCUUUCACACAUAGCAGAAGUGUACAGAAGCACAUGAGAAUCCACACGGGGGAGAAACCGUUCAGCUGCUCCGUGUGCAGCAAAGGUUUCAUUGAGAGUGGAGACCUGCAGAGACACAUGAGGAUUCACACGGGGGAGAAACCCUUCAGCUGCUCCGUCUGCAACAACGCAUUUGCCCAGAAAGGAUGUCUACAGGCGCACAUGAGGAUCCACACGGGAGAGAAACCCUUCAAGUGCGCCGUGUGCGAGAAGAGAUUUGUACGCAAGUCGAGCCUGAAGGCACACAUGAUAACUCACAUGGGGGAGAACUCCUUCUAGAAAGUUUUCUAGAUCUGACGCCACCGUCCACACGGGAGGAACACGCUAAUACAACCAGGAGUUGAGCUCCAAUCCCUCAUUGUACCAAUAUAUCUCACCAUUAACAGACACGCUACAAGCUAGCAGCAAUGAUAAAUAACAUGUGUAUUCUGGAACAUGAAAACAGCAAACUCACUGCACUGCAUGAUGGGAAAUGUGGGCGGUCUUCACUUUCAAGGUCACCGCAAAACAGGUUAAAUUGUGGAACUGGACUUCCACGAUGCAGCCGGUCUCCAGGCAACAGACUGUUUCAAUGUUUAUGCUACGUCUUCCCGUUGUGUGGGCGAGGACGAGUCUCUUGCAGAGCGUCGUCCUGAUUACAACUUCUUACAGUCUCAGUUCUUCAGUUCUGGUGUUCUAGUGUUUAUUAAACCUUUGUGCUGAAGUAGUAAAGAGCUUCUAGAAUGUCCCAACAAGUGAGGGAAUCAUGAAAAAUGCACAACUGGCUUUUUAUUUUGAAAGCUGAUCGUUAUCUUGAGUCAGGUUUUGAAUAUUCCAUCUGGGGUGGUAAUGAUAAAUGUAAUCUCACUUCAUAUCGUCUCUCUUCCAUAUUUUGGUAACAAUUUAUUAUCAAUAAUAAAUUUCUAACCGCAAGGUUUGGUAGAAUACAGAAAUAUAAUGUAUGUAGAAAAUGUAAACGCACAUUUUAUUAUGUUGUGCUCCUGUGUAUCGUGUUCAUGGUUUUCAGACUUUAUGAUCUACGUUGCGGAUAAUUUUAAUAACUAAUAAUAGACUAAUAACCCUGAGCUGAAUACGUACAGUUAUGUCAAAUUAAUGUAUCUGUAUGUAUUUUAAGGAAAAAAUAAUACACAGUGUGGUUUGGCAUUGUUUCGGGAGAGGAGGUGCAGAAAUGUGUGUAUAUAUAUUUAUAUCAAUAUCUUUAAAUUAGGGCUGUGAAACGAUUACAAAUUGUAAUCAAAUUAAUCACAGGUUUCUGUGGAUUAAUCAUGAUUAAUCACAUAUUACCGAUAUUCUCUGUAUAUUUUUGUGAGAACAUAAAGAUUUAUGACAAAAGAAAAACAAUGGUGCU